Messenger RNA from Fraxinus pennsylvanica, 1632 nucleotides. The record is from the annotation of a GenBank genome assembly. NCBI's taxonomy places the organism in Eukaryota, Viridiplantae, Streptophyta, Magnoliopsida, Lamiales, Oleaceae.
AUGAGAGAAAUAGAACUAGAAGAUCCAAAAUUAAUGGAAGAAGUGGAUCAUGAAGAGCAGAACUUGCUGAAUCUAAGAUCCAAAGCUACAGAAUUUCUUAUAAGAGAAGAAUAUGAAGAAUCUAUUCAAGCCUGUUCUCAAUUCAUUACUCUCUGCCAAGAUUAUAUUUACAAGAAUUCCCCCCAUUUUGAUUCAGACCACUUCUUGAAGCUCCAAAAAUCCAUCUGUUUGUCUUUCUCGAACCGAGCCGAGGCCAGAUUCCGGCUGAAGGAAUUCUCUGCAGCAUUGGAGGAUUGUGAUGAAGCUCUGAGAAUUGAAAGCACUCAUUUCAAGACUCUACUUUGCAAGGGAAAGAUUUUGCUGAAUUUGAAUAAGUAUGGUGUGGCAUUGGAGUGUUUCAAUGCUGCAAACCUAGAUCCUCAGGCUAAUGAGAAUUCUGAAACUCUAAAUGGGUACUUGGAAAAGUGCAAGAAACUAGAGUUUCUUUCGAGAACUGGUGGAUUCGAUGUGUCUGAUUGGAUUCUGAGUGGUUUUCGAGGAAAAGCACCGGAAUUAGCAGAGUAUGUGGGUGCAGUGGACAUCAAGAAGUCUGAUAUAAGCGGUCGUGGCCUAUUCACAACGAAGAACAUUGACAGUGGGACUUUGUUACUGGUCACCAAGGCUAUCGCGAUUGAUAGGGCUAUAUUUCCCCAAGAUUCAGGUGAGAAUGUGCAAUUAUUUAUUUGGAAGAAUUUCAUUGAUAAAGUGGUUGACUCAGCCACAAAAUGCAGAAGAAUUAACAGUUUAAUUUCAAAAUUAUCGACUGGCGAAAACGAGGAUAGCAUGGAAGUUCCUGAGAUAAGUCUGUUUAGGCCUGAAGCAGCUGAUAAUUGCAGCUUUUCUUCUGAGAACCAGUUCGAUCUAGGCGAAAUAUUGAGCAUUUUAGAUGUGAAUUCUAUUCUUGAGGAUGCAAUCUCUUCAAAAGUGCUAGGCAGAAACACUGAAUAUCAAGGUGUGGGAUUAUGGGUAUUGCCUUCUUUCAUUAACCAUUCUUGUCAUCCCAAUGUAAGGCGCUUGCACAUAGGUGAUCACGUCGUAGUCCAUGCCUCAAGAGACUUGAAGGCAGGCGAAGAGCUUACAUUUGCAUAUUUCGACGUGCUUUCACCUCUCAGCAACCGGAGAGAAAUGGCCGGGAAUUGGGGAUUUACUUGUUGCUGCAAGAGGUGCAAAUUUGAGGACGGUAUCUACUCCAAUCAAGAAAUGAGGGAAAUCGAAAUGGUUCUCGGAAAAGGACUAGUCGAUAUGGGUGGAAUCGUAUACAGAUUGGAGGAAAGUAUGAGGAAGUGGAUGGUUAGGGGAAGAGCAAAAGGGUAUUUGAGAACAUCAUAUUGGUUAGCCUAUUCAAAAGUGUAUGAAUCAGAAAAAUUGAUGAGAAAAUGGGGAAGAAAAAUUCCUUCAAUUGAGAGUGUAAUUGAUAGUAUUGUGGAUGCAAUUGGGAGUGAUGAAAGGGUCGUGAAAUUGUACAUGGAAGGAGGAUUAAAGAUGGGGGUAGGCGGGUACAAUGGGGUGGUGGAAAUGGACAAGGCAAUGAAAUUUGGAAGAGGGGUUUAUGGGAAGGUAAUGAAAAAACAAGCAAUGAAGAUUUUGCUUUAG